Molecule: messenger RNA, 5316 nt
Organism: Polyodon spathula (Mississippi paddlefish)
Lineage: Eukaryota; Metazoa; Chordata; Actinopteri; Acipenseriformes; Polyodontidae
Gene: tom1l2a
Product: TOM1-like protein 2
Exons: 17
Coding region: 37-1653 (538 amino acids)
Biological process (GO): signal transduction
Cellular component (GO): membrane; endosome
Molecular function (GO): phosphatidylinositol binding; clathrin binding; ubiquitin binding
Source: RefSeq, a predicted model, not a curated record
CUCUGUUAGUGCGGAUUGUUUGUUGUCAUCAACAAGAUGGAGUUUUUACUGGGAAACCCGUAUAGCACUCCGGCUGGGCAAUGCAUAGAAAAGGCUACAGAUGGCUCCCUUCAAAGUGAAGACUGGGCCCUUAAUAUGGAAGUCUGCGAUAUAAUUAAUGAGACAGAGGAAGGACCAAAGGAUGCAAUAAGAGCUCUGAGGAAGAGACUGAAUGGAAACAGAAAUUACAGAGAAGUGAUGCUUGGCCUAACAGUCCUGGAGACGUGUGUUAAAAAUUGCGGCCAUCGGUUUCAUGUUCUUGUAGCCAGUCGGGAUUUCAUUGAUGGAGUCCUGGUAAAAAUAAUCUCCCCCAAAAACAACCCUCCAGCUAUUGUGCAGGACAAAGUGCUUGCCUUGAUUCAGGCUUGGGCUGAUGCCUUCAGAAGUAGUCCAGACCUGACUGGAGUCGUCCAUAUUUAUGAGGAGCUGAAGAGGAAAGGGAUUGAGUUUCCCAUGGCAGACUUGGAUGCACUGUCUCCAAUACACACACCACAGAGGUUGUGCACUUCACAGAGUGAGCCGGAGGGGGAUCCUGCCACGAAUAUGCACAUUUCCCAGUCUCAACAGGGAAUAAACAGUGCCCCCUCCUUCACAUCUCCUCUGCCACCUGCAUACGCAGCAACACAGGUGCCCGCCCUGCAAGUGGCUGGACCUAUCAAUGCAAACUCAGAACAGAUCGCCAGACUGCGCAGUGAGCUGGAUAUCGUCCGUGGCAACACCAAGGUGAUGUCAGAAAUGCUGACAGAGAUGGUGCCAGGCCAGGAAGAACCUUCAGACCAUGAACUCCUACAGGAACUAAACCGAACGUGUCGAGCGAUGCAGCAGAGGAUUGUGGAACUCAUCUCACGAGUGUCCAAUGAGGAAGUGACAGAGGAGCUACUGCAUGUUAACGAUGACCUCAACAAUGUCUUCCUUAGAUAUGAGAGGUUUGAAAGAUAUAGAUCUGGACGAGCUGCCCAGAAUACUAAUAAUGGGCUGAGGCAGGUACUAAGUGAAGUUACAGAGGAUAACUUGAUAGAUCUGGGCCCAGGAUCCCCUGCUGUCGUCAGCCCAAUGUUAGGAAGCACUGCACUGGCUACACAGCUGGCUGGACUAGGCCUGGGUAAAGACAAUGUCAGCGGGACCCUGAGCUCACUGCCGAGUUGCAAUCCUCAAGAUGAUUUUGACAUGUUUGCUCAGACGAGAACCAGCUCUUUGGCUGAUCAGCGCAAAAACAUGAAGUAUGAAGAUCCCCAAGCACUGGUAGGACUGGCUUCUGCUCUUGAUGUCCGACAACAGAACUCGGAAGGGCUGAGACUUAAAGGUGGUAACCCAGACAUGGAGCCAAUAGACAGCUGGCUUAUUACCCAAGGAAUGAUUCCUGUUGCGCAGUCCUCUGUCAUGGAUGACAUUGAGGAGUGGCUCUGUACCGACGUGAAAGGAGAUGAAGCAGAGGAAGGAGUAACUAGUGAAGAAUUCGACAAGUUUUUAGAAGAGAGAGCCAAAGCAGCAGAGGUGAUCCCCAGCUUGCCAUCGCCCCCUGCUGAUGAACCCAUGCUGGCUGCCCCUACGACCAGCAGCAGCAGCAGCCGCAAGAAGGCAGAGCGCUCUGAGGAUACCCUCUUCGCUCUGUAAUCUGCCUCUUCAUCCCUCACAUUUCCCCUGUGUCCGGGGCAGAGCACAGCUGUACAGAAAUACCACUGCUGCUGUUGUCAUCGCAGCUAGCCAUUCUCCCCGUGCACACCUGCCUUCUCUCUCUCCUAACAUUUCCUUUUCAAGCAGUCUAACAUUGCUGUCAUAACUUUAAAUCAAUGUCUAGGUGUAAAAGAACAGAUUAAGAAGAAACCACUGACACCCUCUUUCCAGUCCACCUUUUUCUCAUUGUAAUUAACUCAGAAGAAUUACUGAUAACUUUUAACAUGGACAGUUUUUUUGAAAAUAUAUUAUUGUCCUGCAUGAAGUUGCUAUAUGCCCUUUAAGUAGUUAUAUUUAACUCGCAAUUUCUGUUCUAGAACUUAUUUCAUUCAACCAUAGAUGUUUUUGUUUGAAUUAAUAUUAUUUUAGAUUUUGGGAGAAAAAAUGUAUGUUGAAGUAGGUGAGAGUAAAGGAGAUUUAGCGGCAUUGGAUGGUUAUGUGUACGGUUUGUUGGUAUCUAAGUUGGAUUGCAAAGUUAUCCUUUACUUGGUUGAGCUUUUCGCAUAAAGAAAUGUUUGCAACUUCUCGUGGUUUCUAGGAAUAGACGAGCAGCGAAAUAGGUUAUUCUGUUUCUCUUUCUCAUUUCAAUUAGCUUUUGAAUAUUGCGCUAAUAACCAGUUGAUGAACCGUGCUGUAUGUCUAAUUGAAAAUAUAGCCAUAACAGAGUCGCUUCGGUACUUCAGAGCACUUUAAAAUCUGUUCAUAUUUAAUUUAACAACAAUUUUGCAGUGUCAUAUUACGCUUAACAUGCAAGGCUGGAAGCCUAAUUCUGUCCGCCGGAUGAUUUGCUCUUCCUACUGGGAGCUGCGUGUAAUUGUUUGGAUUCAAGUGGCCUUAAAUAUAGAAAAUCAGUAACCCAGUCUAAGUGGAUUUACAUUCAUCUAUUAAAAUGAGGCAAUUAAAUGGCAUUAAGGACUAGUUACAGGGGGUCCGGUUGCAGAUGAUUUUGUUUCUGGAUUUUGAUUUAAAUAUUUCUCUCCAUACUGUUGAUCAGAAUUUUUCUGAAACAUGAAGUAUACAGAAUUGGUUCACGGUGGGGUUUUUUGGGGGUUUUUUCCCAAUGAGAUGUUGGAAAUGCCUAUCCCAAAUUCUGUUUUCAAUAACAGAAUUUUAAGUGGAUUCUCCGAUUUGUAACAUAGUUGGUUAUUUAGAUGUAUUUGUAAGAAGGGGUUGUCGGUUUUAUCCCUGUUCAGGAUCACCUUGCCUGUGAUGUGAUUGAAUUGCUGUAGAUUUUUGUGGUACUCGUCUCCGUAUUUACUUGCUACCACUUUAAUACUGGCUGCAACCAAUGGGUUAAUAUUUAAUAAUUGUGUUUGUUGCAGAGUUUAUGAGAAAAGGAACACCUGGAAGAAAUUCUCAUGGUAUAUAAUGUAGCCAGUAGCUUUUCCAGCACCUGAUACAGUUUACACAGGAUAAGUCUGCUCUUAACAAAGACAAUUAUUCCAAUAAAGUUUCAACCCAGUUACAGAGGUACAUUUCCAGCAAUGGGAUCAUGUUUAGCUUGCAAACUGAUGCAUCCUUAUACUCCAUUAUUGAAGUGAGACGCCUGCAAAGUGAGACCGGCGUGUUCACAUUCCUUUUUGCACACUAUGCCCAGCUAUUCUAAGGCACUAACACACAUGUACUAAUACACAGUAUUAACUACCUUGCUAAUGCUUUACUAAUAAGCUUUAUAUUCUUUCUUUGAAAUAUCCUAACCCUCUGUACAGACACUCAGUGGAAAUUCUGACUGGGUCUAAAAAAUGACUACUCCAGGGGAACUGAAAUGAAAAAGGAUUGCAGUUUUGGGAUUAUGAACUUUGUUCAAAGGAUCUUUUAACCUUGUGUAGUUGUACAUAACUCUAACUGCAAAAUUGCUUGAUAAAAUGUUCUUUACUGAGUAAGUGCAGAGAUCAGCAUUUAAUCAUACAAAACACUACAAGUACUGUAUCCAUACUUCACACAAACAAACCAAGAUAAUUAUAGCCAUUGACAAGUACAAUACUGUGGAUUCCAUAUCCAGAAGUUGUGCUGCUUGGUGGCUAAGGCUAAUUUUCUUGGUUAUAUAUGAAAAUAAAUACCUUUUUUUAAAUCUUUUGAGUCUCUUAUCAAAUAAUAUUGGAUACUUUCUAAUAAGUACAUGUGGGUAGAACCUAAAUAGACAAUUUUAAAAUGAUCAAUUCCAGAUGCAGGAGACCCUAAUUCACCAUUGUUCUGGCUUGGUAUGUAAUUUGGUUUGUGGGAAAUUAUAGUUUUACUUUCAUCAAUCACAGACUCUGUGGGACAAUUCACAUUCAAACUAGGAUGACAAUUCCGUAGCUUGUUAUAGUAAGCCAUUUAAUUUACCAUUUAAAAAAAAAGAUUUAAACUGUGAAUAUCAUUUCAAAUCCUACGUAUUUUAACAUAUUGUAGGUCUAGAUGAGUAGCUAAUGCAUAUAUUUUAUUAAAAUGGGGUUGUUUCAUGUAAAGCUGUAAAUCUUUAGAGAUGAUUAACAGUCUGUGGUUUUGUUACCCUGCUGUCAUUUUGCUUGUGAAUGUCUGUGUUUUCUGUUGGAGCUACCUUAGGAAGUUCACAUUGAAUUUCAUAUCUUGUUUAUUCAACCCAAAUGUAAAGACUUGUUGUUAAAAUUCUUCAGCUAAGGUGGAUAGAUAUACAGAAGAGCUAAAAGAUUUGUCAGUGAGUAAUUUACAUGUUGUGUGCCCCAAACUAGACUCCCAAGUCAUUUUAAAUUUCCAGAUGUCACAGGGGUUUUAGCAAACUAAUACUAUUUGUUUUCCCAGAAAGUACCUUUUCCAUCUUCGGGAAACAUGUUGUUGAUAUAAAUAUGGCAUUUGUUGAAUAACUAAAGCAUGUUUGUAACAAAAUAUUUCUCCCAUUAACUAAAUGAGAUUACGUUAUUGUUUUAUCUAUCUUUUUGAUAACAAUAUUUUAAAAAAAUACAAUUUUGGUUUAUCUACAGUAAACGUGUAUUAUGGAACUUUUUUGUGUGCACCAGUUAUUUCAAAGGACACUUUCUCGCCAUUUUAACUUGGUUCAAUGUAAUUCCAUUUUUGGUAAGCAGUUAAGCUUUAAGCACUAAAGUUUAAGUAAUAUAGUAGCCUGCACUGAAACAGAGUGUGAGAAAGAUUGAUCUGAGCUAGGGUGGCCAAAGAAAUGCACAACAUAAUAUAAUUUUUUGGUCAAUGGAAAUAUGGAAAAUUAUAUAUAAACUAAAGCAAGCAUCAUUUGCAGACAUUUCUUGUAAACUGUACACAUCACAGACUAUAACUCAAGUUUUUUCUGGUCCAGUUGACUUCAGUCUGUAGCGCAUAUAAUUUAACAGCAACAUAUCUGUAAUGGAUUAACUCUUUGUAUAUUGGAUGUAAGGGUUUCAGAGCAGGGGCUUAUAUUUAUUGAGUUGUAAAGACUCUAGGAAAUGGUUUAAAGAGAAAGACUGGGUGUGUAAAGUCUUUUCCUUCAGUUCUGACCAUGCUUUCAGCUGGGACAAAGCCAGCAUCUGUGUGGGAGAAUGAUGCCUAUGUAUUUGUAAAAGCCUGUCUUUAAAAACGCUGUUACAGAUAUUAAGCUCUGUACUAUUGAACUCUUGCAUGUGUUAAAUUUCAAUAAAACCAGUGUGACCUAUA